AUCAAAUUUCCUGGAUCUAGGUGAAAGAACGCCAGCUGACUGCGGAAGCUGAAGCUGCCGUCAAACCAGUCGAGGAGGACUAAGCGAUCGCCGGGGAUGUCGAAGGCGCCGCCGCGGGAAGACCCGUCGCCGACAGGCGUCGCGGUGUCUCCGGAGGUCGAGGCCGCGCUCGCGAGCGGCGGGGCGGUCGUCGCCCUCGAGUCCACCAUCAUCUGCCACGGCAUGCCCUACCCGAAGAACCUCCAGACGGCCAUGGAGGUGGAGGCCAUCGUUCGGGAGAACGGCGCUGUUCCUGCCACCAUAGCCAUUUUGGAUGGUGUGCCACAUGUUGGGCUUAACAGUGAGCAGCUGAAGAACUUGGCUAUAAGCGGAAGUCAGUUUCAGAAGACAGCUAGAAGAGAUAUCGCGCAAGUUGUUGCGUCAGGCGGCAAUGGUGCUACGACAGUCUCUGCCACCAUGUUUUUUGCUCAUAAGAUUGGCAUACCAAUCUUUGUGACUGGGGGAAUUGGAGGCGUACACAGAUACGGUGAAAAAACCAUGGACAUCUCAUCUGACUUAACUGAACUUGGAAAGACUCCUGUGGCUGUUAUUUCAGCUGGUGUGAAGUCCAUUUUGGAUAUCGCACGGACGCUCGAGUACUUGGAAACUCAAGGGGUAACUGUUGCUGCUUACAGAACCAACGAAUUUCCAGCUUUCUUCACAGAAACCAGUGGAUGUAAGGUGCCAUGUCGCGUUGAUUCUCCAGAAGAGUGUGCGAAGAUAAUAUAUGCAAACCAGAAUAUGCAUCUAGGAUCUGGAAUUCUUAUUGCAGUGCCAGUUCCCAAGCAACAUGCAGCCUCAGGAAAGGUUAUAGAGUCUGCAAUACAGCAAUCCCUCAAGGAAGCAGAUGAUAAAAAGAUAAUAGGAAAUGCAAUCACCCCCUUCAUCCUUGACAGAGUGAAAGUACUAACUGGAGGAUCUUCAUUGGAAGCCAACAUUGCACUUGUGAAGAACAAUGCUCUCACUGGUGCUAAAAUUGCUGUAGCCCUUUCAGAUCUUCGCAAGAGAGUAACAAACAGGUUUGGAAAAGUGCCAGCAAGCGGCUUCGUUCCUAUUUUCUAAGCCUUGGGCCUGUGAGGUCUGCGCUAUAAAACUCCUGCUGAAGGAGCUUGUGAGGUUGAUGAUGCCAACAGUUGACCGGAACUGGAGUGUCACCUCUGAAGCCGCCAAAGACACCCAUUCCUUGCACAUCAUGUAUCAUCUGGCUUGCGCAUUCGGUUCUUGCUUUUUUUGUAUCUUGUUGGGAGAAUGUAUCAGCAGUAACAUCUGAAUAAAUAAGUUUUUAGCGGACGUGUCGUUCUGGCACUAUGAAAUUAUUACCGCCUUUGUUGCA
This is a messenger RNA of Triticum urartu, 1372 nucleotides long. NCBI's taxonomy places the organism in Eukaryota, Viridiplantae, Streptophyta, Magnoliopsida, Poales, Poaceae. The record is from RefSeq and is a predicted model, not a curated record.